Molecule: messenger RNA, 3232 nt
Organism: Styela clava
Lineage: Eukaryota; Metazoa; Chordata; Ascidiacea; Stolidobranchia; Styelidae
Product: growth factor receptor-bound protein 2-like
Molecular function (GO): protein binding
Source: RefSeq, a predicted model, not a curated record
CAUUAUAUGCUCAGGUGUAUCAAGUUGGAAUAGAUUAAUUCUGUACGUGUGGUCAAAGUUUUUACUUGUUGUAUGGUUAAAGUCUCAUUGGAUUUAGUGGUUUGGUUGUCGUUUCUCGGAAUAUCAUAAUGGAAUGUAUUGCGAAGUUUGACUUUCAAGCAACCGCUUGUGACGAAUUGAGCUUUCGGAAAAAUGAUGUUUUGAAAGUAUUGAACACAGAAGAUGACAGAAAUUGGUGCAAAGCUGAAGUUGAUGGAAGAAGCGGUUUCAUUCCAAAGAAUUAUAUCGAUAUUAAACCAAACUAUUGGUAUCAUGGGCGUAUUUCAAGACUAGAAGCUGAGAAUAUACUCGGACAAAAGCCUCUACCAGACGGAGCAUUUUUAAUUCGUGAAAGCGAAAGUUCCCCAGGCGACUUCUCUCUCUCAGUCAAAUAUGGUGAUGGAGUCCAACAUUUCAAAGUCCUUCGAGAUGGUGCCGGAAAAUAUUUUCUAUGGGUCGUCAAAUUCAAUUCACUAAACGAUUUGAUCGAUUACCAUCGUACUCAGACCAUAUCCAGAACACAAAAAAUCCUUCUCAAAGACGUUCCACUGGAGUCUAAAGGACACCCAUCUGAUCAGGGUCCCAAGCCAGGAGACUUAUCAAGACCAGGAGCCGAGAAUCACAAUAUGCUGCAGAAUUUUAGCGUGACUGCUAUUUAUGAUUUUACUCCGCAAGAGCAUGGUGAACUUCCUUUCAAGCGACAUGAAGUGAUUACAGUUAUAGAUUGGAGCGACGAGCAUUGGUGGCGGGGCAAGCUUCAAGGCCGAACCGGAAUCUUUCCUAAUAACUAUGUCUCUGUCAAGCAAGAUGUUGUCGAUCGACUUCGAAGAGCCGGAUAUAACGUUCCCAACAAUACCAUCGCAAAACCAUGAUAAUCCUAAAAAUCGCAAACAAGAAAAAAAAAUCAGGGUGGACUAUAAUAAUCCAUGCUUUUUUUACACUUGGUUCGUGAAAGCAUGUGCAUGGAUGAGUCGUGCCUCACAGGUACGAAUCAUCCAUGCACCAUGCUUGAACGAACAUAAACUGGAUAUGAAAAUUCAAAUAUUAUCUCAAAAUAAUUUUCUGAAAUUGACCUGACAGUUAGUAUUUCACCCUGAGUGAUCCAUUUUUAGCUCUUUAGGUUUUUGAAUGUCCAAUUCCAGCAGACGAAGAAGCAAUUCCAACAAUUGUAUGCAAUAUACUUUGGUGUAAAUAGGCACCAUAAUUUUUAGAAAGCUUUCUCUAUUUCCAGAGUGUUUCGGCAUAGUUGAUUGCGUAAUUUCAGCAUGUACAACAUUCUAAUUGCCAUUUUAUAUUAAAAAGUUGGCAGUCACAACAGCCUGCCAAAUAAUAUAACUCUGUCUGUACUAGAAUUUUUUUUGAAAGGAGAGUUUUAAUGAUUUUUGAGUUUUUUCUUCGAGAAAUAUAUUGGGUAGAUCUACGUAUCUUCUUUCUUAACCAUACCAAUCAACUUUGUGAAUGACUUUUGAGUUUUGGUAUUCCUAUGUUAUACUACAAAAAAAAUUGUAAAAUUGAUGCUAGAUUUUCUUUUUUACUGUUAGGAUUUCUUGUUCUCUCAAAUUGAUUCAUUAAUAUUAUUCUCUCAUUCAUAAUCUUGUGUACAGUUCUCAUCUAAUUAAUUGUUAUUAUGUCUGUUCUUGUUUCUCUUUUCCUCAUUUAUCAAAUUAUGAAUGAUAAUAAUGAUAUAUUGUAAUUUAGAAUACUUAUCACCGUUACAUAUGUCGAUUCUAUUCUUGAAUUUUUUAUUUCAUCUCACUCAUUUCAACUCGAAUGACUCGAAAGUUUGUUAACGACAAAAUCUCAAAUUGAGGCAGUUUUUAUGUCUCAAAUCUAUCGGUUUCAUUCCCUUCAUCUGGAAAACAUCAACUUGAACGGAUAUUAUAAAAUGUUUCAAAUAAGCUGAAAACAGUGGCGUAUCUAGGGUGUGGCAGCCAUGGCCAGUGCCAAGGGCGCGUUCGAACAAGGAAUAAACUAUUUCAAAUUGGAAAUAACCGAAACUAGUAUUUUUACUCAAAUGGUAACUCACAAGUAUCUCAUUUCAAUAACAGUCAUCAUAAAUUGUCAACCAACUAUCAAGAGGGUGGGGCGCCUUUUUGAACUUUACAAUCCUUUUUGAACUUUACAAUGGGCGCCAAUUUGAGUAGAUAUGUUACUGGCUGCAAAAUGCGGUAAAAAAUGCUUAAAGAAUUUGGUUUAUUAAAAUCACUGUUUGAUUUCACAAAUUUACUUAAAAUUCAACAUAAAUUAUGAUAAUUCUGCAAAAUAAUUUAUUUAGGACCCUGGACACGAAUAUGUAUUCAUAAGCCUAUACGUUAAUCAUUGAAAAUGUGCUAGUUGGAAGAAGUUAUCAAAAUCAUAUCUCCCUGUUUUGAGGAGUUUCACUUACCUCCAAACUGCACUGUUUUAAAAUAAAAUAUCACUCUAUAUAAUUUGCUGUAUUUCUUGACUUUUUGUGAACGAAUCAGUUUUUAAUAUAAGAAUUUUCAACGCCUUGCCAAUAAUGACCAUGAAAAUCAAAGCAUAUUCUAUAUGAACAUCCUUAUUUCCAUGUGUUUCAAUAUUUAUCAAUAGGUGUAUGCUUAUCACCAUCAAAUUGGUAUGAGAUAUGGAUCCUGAGUGUAUUUUUAUAUAUGCAUAUCCAGCCUGUUAAUAAUUCUUAGUGAUCUAAUUGUAUUUUCGUUUGCAUAUUCUGAAAAAUCUAUCAUGUUUAAUUUGGUUGUGUAUUCCAAUAAUUUCUGCCAGCAAACUAGGUGAUUGUAUGUAACUCAGUCAAAGGUUGAAUUGUAUAAGCUAUUGUUGAAUUUGGAUACUAGAUACUUUAAAUAUUUUUCAAACAUGUUUCAUGUAUUGUUUGUCGAUCAUGAAUUUGAUACGGAUAAUUUUUUAUGUGGGACCGGUAAACUAAAAAUAAUUUUCUUUCAGGUUACACGUUACAGUGUCCAAAUACAGCAAUAUGUCAAUGCGGUGAUUUCAACAAUUUUAAUUUCACAGUACACUGUCAAGGAUUCUUUUUGAGAUUUGGUUUUCAGUUAAGACAUUUUUAAAGCUGCCGCUUGGAGAUGGUCGAAUCUUGUUUACAAAUGACUUUAUUGCCUUCUAUUAUAAACUGCUAUGGUUAUAGUUGCCACAAAAGUUGUCUCAAUAAUACCAUGUAUAGUGAUAAUUGUAAAUAUAAUAUUUGUGUAUUAUUGUA